UCGCCUGGCCCGCCCCGCCGCCCGCGCUGCCACCACCGCCGCCGCCGCCGCUACUGCUGCGGGGGCCGCGGGGGUCGCAGCUGGGGCGCGGAGGGGAGGCGAGGGGGCCGCGCCAGGCCCGAAGCCGAGGCGGGGCCAGGAUGCGGCGCUGAAGCCCAGCAUGGCCGGCCCAGGCCCCACCUUCCCGCUGCACCGCCUCGUCUGGGCGAACCGGCACCGCGAACUAGAGGCCGCACUGCACAGCCGCCAGCACGACAUUGAACAGGAGGAUCCCCGCGGGCGGACCCCCCUGGAGCUGGCCGUGUCUCUGGGAAACCUGGAGUCCGUGCGAGUGCUCCUUCGGCACAAUGCUAACGUGGGCAAAGAGAACCGCCAGGGCUGGGCAGUCCUGCAGGAGGCAGUCAGCACUGGAGACCCCGAGAUGGUGCAGCUGGUGCUCCAGUAUCGGGACUACCAGAGGGCCACGCAGAGGCUGGCGGGCAUUCCAGAACUGCUCAACAAACUUCGCCAGGUACAGCAGGGCACAGGCCCCUGAUUUCUAUGUGGAGAUGAAGUGGGAGUUCACCAGCUGGGUGCCCCUUGUGUCCAAGAUGUGUCCGAGCGAUGUGUACCGCGUGUGGAAGCGGGGUGAGAGCCUGCGAGUGGACACCAGUCUCCUGGGUUUCGAGCACAUGACCUGGCAGCGGGGCCGUAGGAGCUUCAUCUUCAAGGGCCAGGAGGCUGGAGCCCUGGUGAUGGAAGUGGACCAUGACCGGCAGGUGGUGCACGCAGAGACGCUGGGGAUCACUUUGCAGGAGCCUGAAGCGCUGCUGGCGGCCAUGAGGCCCAGCGAGGAGCACGUGGCCAGUCGCCUCACUUCUCCUAUCGUCUCCACCCACCUGGACACUCGGAAUGUGGCCUUUGAGAGGAACAAAUGUGGUAUCUGGGGCUGGCGGUCUGAGAAGAUGGAAACUGUUAGCGGCUACGAGGCCAAGGUAUACAGCGCCACCAACGUGGAGCUGGUGACACGCACACGCACGGAGCACCUCUCUGAUCAGGACAAGUCGAGGAGCAAAGGGGGGAAGACUCCGUUCCAGUCCUUCCUGGGGAUGGCCCAGCAGCACUCCUCCCACACUGGGGCCCCCGUGCAGCAGGCAGCCAGCCCCACCAACCCCACAGCUAUCUCCCCUGAGGAGUACUUUGACCCCAGCUUCAGCCUGGAGUCACGGAACAUUGGCCGCCCCAUCGAGAUGUCCAGCAAAGUACAGAGGUUCAAGGCAACACUGUGGCUGAGUGAGGAGCACCCACUUUCCCUGGGUGACCAGGUGACACCCAUCAUCGACCUAAUGGCCAUCAGCAAUGCUCACUUUGCCAAGCUGCGUGACUUCAUCACCCUGCGCCUCCCACCUGGCUUCCCCGUCAAGAUUGAGAUUCCCCUUUUCCACGUGCUCAACGCCCGAAUCACCUUCAGCAACCUGUGUGGCUGUGAUGAGCCCCUGAGCUCCGUGUGGGUGCCGGCCCCCAGCUCUGCCGUCCCAGCGUCAGGGAGCCCUUUCCCGUGCGAGGUGGACCCCACUGUGUUUGAGGUGCCCCAGGGGUACAGCGUGCUGGGCACAGAGCGCAGCGAGCCCCUCCGAGAUGAGGACGAUGACCUGCUACAGUUCGCCAUCCAGCAGAGCCUGCUUGAAGCAGGCACCGAGGCGGAGCAGGUGACCGUCUGGGAAGCCCUGACCAACACCCGGCCUGGUGCCCACCCUCCUCCCCAGGCCACAGUUUAUGAGGAACAGCUUCAGCUGGAGCGGGCCCUCCAGGAAAGCCUGCGGCUAUCCACAGAGCCCAGGGGCCCAGGAUCCCCUCCCAGGACACCCCCAGCCCCCAGCCCACCCAGCUUUGAGGAGCAGCUGCGCCUGGCCCUGGAGUUGUCUUCGCGGGAGCAGGAGGAGCGGGAGCGGCGCGGGCAGCAGGAGGAGGAGGACUUACAGCGGAUCCUGCAGCUGUCACUCACUGAGCACUGAGCCGCAGCCCCCGAGAGCGCGGCCGGCCCCCCCUGCCCGCUUUUCUAAUUUAUUUAUUUAUAAACUCUGCUGCUGAGCUUGGGGCCUGGAGCCCCAGUGUUGGGUGGGCAGGGGAGACAGAUGGAAAUAAAAGAGACUGCUGCAGCA
Cebus imitator (Panamanian white-faced capuchin) is the source of this 2141-nucleotide messenger RNA. It is a transcript of the gene ANKRD13D, whose product is annotated as ankyrin repeat domain 13D. Gene Ontology annotation, molecular function: protein binding. NCBI's taxonomy places the organism in Eukaryota, Metazoa, Chordata, Mammalia, Primates, Cebidae. Gene Ontology annotation, cellular component: cytoplasm. The coding region runs from base 348 to 1994 and encodes 548 amino acids. The transcript has 15 exons. The record is from RefSeq and is a predicted model, not a curated record.